UCAGUGCCUCCACGCGCGCGGCCGUUAUUCGACUUCAUCGACACAGUGUGUUCGCCUACCCCAUCGUGCAUCGACUCAACUGUAUGUGUGUAUGCGGACCGAGCGCGCCCUCGCCUCAGCCGAGCGGCGCGCCGCCGCCCUCGCCACCGGCCGCUGGUGCCGCAUCCUCCUCCAGCUCCUUCCGUGCAGCACGCCGGCCACCUUUGUCACGGCCACGGCGGCCGCCGCAUACCGCUCUCGCAUGCCUGGUCGACUGCAGCAGAUCUCCGUCUACGCCGCCGCGAGCGAGGCUUCGCUCACCCUGUUUAUCGGCGGCGCAGCCCUCUGCUUGAUCCAGAUCGCUGCGCUCGUGGGCCUCCGUGCCGCCCUCCUGCUGACCCUCGCGAGUCCCCGCACGGCUGCCGUCGAGCGGGCGUUCCGCCGGAGCGUGCUCUUCUUCUGCACCGGUGGAGCGGCGCUCGUUGCCGCUGCUGCCUUGCCGUGCUGCUGGGUCGACGUGGCCGCCGGCACAUGGUCAGGGCGGCCCACCCUCCCUCUCCACAACUGUUUCGCCUUCUUCGCCUUUGGCUGCUGCUGCCUCGCCGAGUGCCUCGAUGCGUACGCGUGCUUCCUCCUCUUCCAUCGCGAUCGCGUCCGUCUGCUCGGAGGGCUGACGCCGCUCCUCGCGGGACUCUGCUUCACGGGCUACGGGUUUGACUGGGGCCACGAAGGCGGGAAGUUUGGGAUGGGCGUGGGUCGCACGGCGGCGCUGGAGUGGGCGGGAGGCAUCGUCGCCUUUUGCUACUUUGUCCCGUUCUCGUGGCGCGUGCCGUCGCUUUGCGCCCGCGCGCAAGCGGCAGGGUGCGCCGACGGGCGGGAGGGAAAGCGGGGCAUGGACGGGGAGGAGGGCUCACUGCGUUUGGGCGGUUGAGACCCAGAAAAAUAUAGGUACACGUACGCGAGUCUCCGCUGAGUAUUUCUCCCAG
This is a messenger RNA of Emiliania huxleyi CCMP1516, 965 nucleotides long. RefSeq lists its product as hypothetical. NCBI's taxonomy places the organism in Eukaryota, Haptophyta, Isochrysidales, Noelaerhabdaceae. The record is from RefSeq and is a predicted model, not a curated record. The transcript has a single exon. Bases 92 to 910 code for a protein of 272 amino acids.